Haliotis rubra (blacklip abalone) is the source of this 456-nucleotide messenger RNA. RefSeq lists its product as uncharacterized. The record is from RefSeq and is a predicted model, not a curated record. NCBI's taxonomy places the organism in Eukaryota, Metazoa, Mollusca, Gastropoda, Lepetellida, Haliotidae. Bases 100 to 456 code for a protein of 118 amino acids. The transcript has 3 exons.
CCUCCCUUUAGUUAGAAUAUCCAAAACGAGAGUCGCUAUUACUUGAGGUGUUAUACAGGUUACCUGUAUGAUUGUCGGUGACCUAGAGAUCCAACAUAUAUGGUCCAGAUGGAUUCUCUAACCACAAUAUGGUUCCUUUUAGGCUUGUUUAGUGCAAGUCUGGCCCUUGAGUGUUACGUGUGUGAGAAUCAGGCAGACAACCGAGACAAGUGUGUGAAGACGACCAUCCAGUGUCGAGAGAACCAGGACACGUGUAUGACCAGGGUGCACUGGCACGCGCCGGACUUCUGGACACCUCGCAGUGUAAAGGUUCACCAUGUCUUCAAGAGCUGCAACUCCUCCAACUUCUGUGCCCGGGAGCAGCUGUCUUGGCCUGACAUGCUUGCCUGGACAUGCAUGAGAGACUGGUACAAGGGACUACACAACGGUAAGUUCCACGCACAAUCAGGACCAUGA